GACCUGCAGUCUUGUGAUCAGUAGCUUGGAUUACUGUCAGAUAUUAUAUCAGAUAUUAUACUUCCACUUCAUUAUAGUUCUUUGAGCAUUAGAUUUUUUGUUGUUGCAGAAGAAGGUCUGAAUUCCAAAUGAACUUGGACAGAUACUGCAUGCUGGGCCACAGAGUCAGACCUUUGCCACUGUUUUACUUAGAGAUGCUCCCAAUGUUUUUACCUUUAUCAGCUGGACCUGAACUAUGAUGAUAGAUGAGAGUGUAGUAGCUGUUAAACCAUAGACAGUCAUAGACUGGUAUAUUUUCUACCUCCUGUGGGGAUACUUGCUGUGUCAUCAGAUUUUACAGUACAAAGGAUAUUUGACAUCCUCUGUUUCCUUUUACUGGGCUCUUUGCGUUACUGGACAGCCCUGGGACACUGGCUUUGAUAGAUCCUUCCUGCAUCUUUCUUGUGAGCUGGCUAAAAGUUGCACAAUGGAUAUUAUCACCCCUGGAAGCAGUGACAGCCCAGUUACCAGCACAGCAGGUCUCAAUUUCUAACGUUUUGGGGGGUCAUUUUAGGAUAUCUCAAUUUGCUUUUCCUUGGCUUAUUCAGAUUUAUUUACCAGGAGUUUUUGUUUGCAAAAGCCGGUUAGGAGCCAAUCCUAGUCCUAGGCUCUAUGCUCUUUUUGAGACAGACCUGCGUUGUCUGGGCCCUGUGGCCAGACCUUGAACAGACCCCCCUACAAAACAAAUGGAGAACAGCGGCUGCAUCCCUCUCUGCUGGAGCAAGGGGGCCUGCAUCUACGCACAGCACCCCCUACCAAAAUAUGACGCCCAGUUAGCCCCAGCAGGAGCACCUGAGUCGGCCAUGGCGUCGUCGUCCUACUUGGAGUCCAACCACAAUCACUCCUCAUCGGGUGGUUGUGGGGUUAAAUCCCGGUCUGGCAUCCCCGGUGGUACCAGUGUUGGUACCAGCAGCUCUGCAGGAGGCCUUGAGCGCCCCCUGGGCUCCAUGGACCGGAUUCUGAAGAUCUUCCAUUACUUUGAGACAAACAGUGAACCAUGUACCUGGGCUAGUAAUAUCAGGCAUGGAGAUGCCACAGAUGUCAGGGGUGUUAUACAGAAGAUAGCAGAAAUCCACAAGUUGCGCUGUGUGUCCUCUCUGGGCCUCCGUCUGACCCAUCUGCACUCUGAUGCACUCCAUUGGUUACACCCUGAUUUGGGCGUGUCCCACGUCAGGGAGAGAUAUGAGAAACAGCACCCCCAGGAGGAGUGGAGGUAUGAGUUGCGGAUUCGGUACCUUCCUAAAGGUUACUUGAGCCAUUUCUCUGAAGACAAACCCUCUCUCAACUACCUCUAUCACCAGGUCAAGAGUGACUACAUGCAACAUAUAGCUGAUCAGGUGGAUCAAGAUGUUGCUUUGAAACUGGGCUGUUUGGAAAUUAGGAGGUUCUUCAGAGAGAUGCCAGGAAACGCCCUGGAUAAGAAAUCCAAUUACGAACUACUGGAGAAAGACGUUGGCUUGAGAAGGUUCUUCCCCAAAAGCCUGCUCGACUCGCUCAAGGCGAAGACUCUUCGUAAGCAGAUCCAGCAGACCUUUAAGCAGUUUGCUAACCUCAAUGACGAGCAGAGCAUCCACAAGUUCUUUGAAAUACUCUCUCCCAUCUACCGCUUCGACAAAGAGUGCUUCAAGUGCGCUUUGGGGUCUAGUUGGGUAAUAGCAGUAGAGUUAGCUAUCGGACCAGAGGAAGGAAUCAGCUACCUCACGGAUAAGGGUUUAACGCCAACGCACUUAGCUAACUUUAACCAGGUUCAGUCUAUACAGUACUCCGCUUUGGAAGAGAAGGACAGGAAAGGCAUGCUGCAGCUCAAUGUGGCAGGAGCUCCGGAGCCCCUCACAGUCACCACAGCAUUGCUGACUACGGCAGAAAACAUGGCUGACUUGAUUGACGGUUACUGUCGGCUCGUCUCCUCGGCUACUCACUCCUUUAUUGUCAGAGUCCAAAAAGAGGGGGACAGAGCUCUGCCUUCCAUCCCCAAAGUUUCAAAUCAUGAGAGGCGGAUGGAAAAACGGAUGGACGGAGUACGGGCCAGAGCUGUUUGUGUCUCAGGUCAAACUAGUGGCGAUGAAACGGACGACUAUGCUGAGAUUAUAGACGAGGAGGACACCUAUACCAUGCCUUCAAAAUACUAUGGACUAGAUCAAGCACGGGACUAUGAGAUUCAGCGGGAUUGCAUUGAGUUGGGACGCUGCAUAGGUGAGGGUCAGUUUGGAGACGUCCACCAAGGAGUCUACAUCAGCUCGGAAAACCCAGCCCUGUCUGUGGCAGUGAAGACUUGUAAGAACUCAACGUCAGACAGCGUUAGGGAAAAGUUUCUCCAAGAAGCAUUGACCAUGCGUCAGUUUGAUCACCCACACAUUGUGAAGUUGAUGGGAGUCAUCACUGAGAAUCCGGUCUGGAUCAUCAUGGAGCUCUGCACACUCGGAGAGUUACGGUCAUUUCUCCAGGUGAGGAAGUACAGUCUGGACUUGGCCAGUCUCAUCUUGUACUCAUACCAGCUCAGCACAGCACUGGCAUAUCUGGAGAGCAAGCGGUUUGUACACAGGGACAUUGCAGCGCGGAACGUGUUGGUGUCCACAGUCGACUGUGUAAAGCUGGGGGACUUUGGUUUGUCACGAUACAUGGAAGAUAGCUCUUAUUACAAAGCAUCUAAGGGUAAACUGCCUAUUAAAUGGAUGGCUCCAGAAUCCAUCAACUUCAGACGAUUUACCACAGCUAGUGACGUCUGGAUGUUUGGCGUCUGUAUGUGGGAGAUACUAAUGUUCGGCAUCAAGCCUUUCCAGGGUGUGAAGAACAAUGAUGUCAUCGGCAGGAUAGAGAACGGCGAGCGGCUGGCUAUGCCCCCUCAGUGCCCUCCUACACUCUACAGCUUGAUGACAAAGUGUUGGUCGUAUGAUCCCAGCAAGAGGCCACGCUUCACUGAACUCAAAACACAACUGAGCACUAUAUUAGAGGAGGAGAAGCUCCAGCAGAAGGAGAGGAGCAGGAUGGAGAUGAGGAGACAGGUCACAGUUUCUUGGGACUCCGGAGGGUCUGACGACGCACCACCAAAGCCCAGCUGUCGUCCCUCCCUGCAGCCCACCUUCAGUCUGGAUUAUCUGUCUGCUCCUUCUCCCCACCACUAUUGUCAUCCAAACCAGCGCUUUGCCUCACAGCUUUCCCUCUGCCUUGGAAACCCUCAUCCUUCAUCUCCUUGCACCUCUUCUCACCACCCACUCCUCCCACUUCCCACUCCUCCAUUCUACUCGUCAUUUCCCCAUCACUUUUCCUCCUCUCCUGACCCUCCGUCCCAGUCACCUCUUCAAAACACCACUUACCACAGUCACUCAGUCUCUGAGCACAACACCAAAUUGAAUCCUGAAUCAAGAGCUCAUUCCAGCUUGUUGCUACAAUCUCAUGCUUACUUCUGUUCUUUGCCUGACACCACUUCAGAUAGUCUGUCCAAUGGCAGCUGCUCCCAAAAGACAAAUCCCCUUAAUCCCCUGCUCUGUUCAUCCCAGCCAAAGUCAUACAACUCACACUCCCAUCCCAGGCACUUCUCCCCUCUUCUUUCCCCAUCCAGUCCUAAACUUAACUCUCUGCCCCGCUGUGUAUCAAAUGAUUGUCCCCACACCCUCCAAAACAUCCAGCCCAAGCCAAAUUCUUAUCUUGAUACCCUGCUGUUGCCCAGCUUUCACCCUGGCCGCCACACUAAUCCCAGUACCCCACUACAACCGGACUCUGACCCCCAGCAACAACUCCCUCCUGGGCAGUCAUGUGGGGGGCCCCCGCUGGUCUCUCCUGCCCCCCUCAGUCUUCCGCACUCAGAAAGAAACUUCCCAGUACCGUGUACUUGCACUCUGUUUUCCAUUAACCCCCAUCCAUCCAGUCGAACACCAGGUCUCCCUGUAACUACACUCACGCCCUUUCCCAUCCCCUGUUCUGAAAGAGCCCUGUCCAGACCCUUGAAGCCAAGUAGACCAGGCUAUCCCAGUCCUCGCUCGAGUGAAGGUUUUUACCCCAAUACCCAACAUCCUGGACACUACCAGAUGGCAGGGUACCCCGGCCCUCACACCCUCCCCUCGGUGCCCAGCGCCCUGUACCCCCCACAGGCCGCCAUGCUGGACACACAUCAUGCGCAUACACACCCCCGCCACCACGUCCACACACACUCUCACGCACAGCUUCUUCCUCAGCCACAUGGACACGACAUGGCACUAUGGGGCUCUGCGAUGGAGGACAGGGCAGUAGACAUGCAGCAGUGUAUAGGCCAGCAAUGCCUGUUAAUGGAGGAACAGCUGAUGAUACAACAACAGCAGAUGGAGGAGGACCAGAGGUGGCUGGAGGAGGAGGAAAGGCUGCUGAAACCAGACUCUAGAAGCUCUAGAGGGAGUCUGGACAGAGAAGAAGGUGGACUCCAACCACCGACAGGAAACCAGCACAUUUACCAACCCGUUGGCAAAACAGAGCACGCAGCACCCCCAAAGAAACCCCCUCGGCCCGGGGCCCAGAGCCAAGUGGGCAGUCUGGCAUGUCUAAAUACUGGAGACAGUUACAACGAUGGAGUCAAGCCCUGGCGGCUACAGCCCCAAGAGAUAAGCCCGCCGCCCACCGCCAAUCUGGACCGCUCCAAUGAUAAGGUGUACGAGAACGUGACAGGAUUGGUCAAAGCUGUGAUCGAGAUGUCUAGCAAGAUUCAGCCAGCUCCUCCAGAGGAAUACGUUCCCAUGGUCAAGGAUGUGGGUCUGGCACUGAGGACGUUAUUGGCCACAGUGGAUGAGACUCUACCACAGCUUCCAGCCAGUACACACAGAGAGAUAGAGAUGGCACAAAAACUUUUAAACUCUGACUUGGCAGAGCUGAUUGGGAAGAUGAAGUUAGCCCAACAAUAUGUGAUGACCAGUCUCCAGCAGGAUUAUAAGAAGCAGAUGUUGACAGCGGCUCACGCUCUUGCAGUUGACGCCAAGAACUUGCUGGAUGUCAUCGACCAGUCACGGCUCAAGAUGAUGGCCCACUCCCGCCCACACUAGCCCCGUGUCAGCCGAGCAGCGGGGAUCUAAAGACUACUGGAUUAAUGACGUCAAUCACGAUAUGGGAGAGCUCCUGGAGCUGACUGCUUUACAUCAACAAUGGCUCUGAUAAUUUGACAGUCCGUGAAGAAUCAAUAGAUGUUGGACCCUGUGUAAGCUGAGGUCGUCAGAUCAUCAGAUCAUCUGGGAUUAAACUCUCCACCACUGUGACUUUCUUAACACAAGAACAGAGCAGAAACACUUCCUGAAUCAGGGACUUGGCAGCUUCAAGUAAUGAUGAGAGGAGGAAAAGUGAGGAGGAAGAGGGGUGACUGUGUGCGCCUGGGGGUCUGGACCUGAGAUGAGCCUGAUUCCUGGGGUCCCAGGUUUAAAAACCUGACAAACACUGUCAUGGGCGCAAUUUGGUCUGGAACCGCUAAUAUCUGGUGGAUUAUUCUUAGUGGAAUAAAACUCUCAAGCAAAGCCUUUAGAACCUGAUGGGACUGCAUUUGAUCUGCGAUAUAUCUGCAUGAAUUGCCCCCUGUGGGAAUGGACUUGUCAGUGCAUUUGUUGAUUUCAUGUGUUUUGACCCCUGGAUGUGAACUUUCUCCUCAGCUGAAAUACCUCCACGUAACCAUGGCUUUGUUUGAAUGGGCAGAUCAAACCAGAUGUUUCCAGUUGCAAUGCUUUCAGUGGAUGCUUCGACAAAGAUAUUCACAGUCUCAGUUUGGUUUGGAGAAACAGCCUCCUACCUUCAAUUGCUCCUCCCGUUUCUCUCUUCCAUCCAUUUCCGGCUUCCCUCCGUCUCACCAGGUUUUAUUUAUAGACACAGAAAUUGCAGAGGAGGAGACGGAGGGAGAGACGGGAAAAAGAUAUUAGAACUUGAGUACAGUCUAGCGUCUGUCUACUGUCUAAACAAAGAACACACUAUCCUACUCUUUCAUCUGUGUUUCACUCACUUUUCUUUGCUUUUGUCCUAACUGUUCCUCUCCUUCCUGAUGUCUUCCUCAGCUCGUCUCUGUGCAGGUUUUAAAGACUCCAAAUGUGAAGAAUCCAAAUCUGUUUGGGUAAACGGCGCAGACAGGAAACUCCCUCCUCGCACUCAGUUUAGUUUACUCUUUUUUUAUCGGCUGGCUCCAUGUUUUUUUGUGUUGUUUUCACAGUCUUCUUCCUCUAAACUGAUAUUCUAUCCCAGCAUUGACUCUGAUGAGCAAAAAUGGAAAAAGGAAAAAAAACAAAGUGAAUUUUGAGGAUCCAGUCUGAGUGACUGGAUACUUCCUAUAUGUCAAGGAGGACAAGGAGGACGUCAUGUCUCAGACUGGUCACUGAGCUUGAUUUAUAACCUAUUUCUGUGGGGACAGCGUCUCCAUGUUUUUUCCUCAUUUACAGUCCCAAUAUUAUUCAGUUGUUCCUCAUAUGAGACUGGUGUCACACCUGUAAUUGUCCCCUCACCCACCAGUGUUUUUACUGGACAUACAAACGAACCUCAAAACUGGAAUCUUUGUGCUUUGAGUCCCAGUUCCUGUCAGGUGUAACUCUUUAAUUAGGUCCCUACUAACAACGGGGAAACAAACACACAUGAAAUGUGGAGCCACAUGACUGGUACUUGUCUUGCAGACACAAAACACUGAACUGAAAAUACAGCAGAUCACGCGUGUCUUUGUUAAUACUGACCCCACAUGGAGUAUGACAUACUGCUAUAUGAAAUACUGUAUACUGGUGACUGUACUGGUAUAGCAUGAUAUACUGGUAUGGAGAAGAGCAUAUUUGCACAGCACCAAAAAAAUUAACUUUUUUAACCCUAUUUCACCCAGAUGGGAUUUCCAUGUUUAGCCAGCAACAACAAUUUCACACUUCUGGGUUUUAUAGGGAUAAAAAUGUAAAAAAAAAAAAAAACAAACACAAAAAACCCCACAGUCUAUUUUAUCUCCUUGUUGUUGCGUAAAUCUGCUCAUGUUGGUAUAUUGUAAGCUAUACUGGUGUGUAUCACUGGUGAAUUGUACAGAACUCGUAAUAGUAAACACUGGUUUUUAUUUUGUCUUCUGGGCUUAAUCAGCCCAAAAUCUUGUCAAAUAGGAGAGGAAAAAAACAAUGAAAUAAAAUCAUGACGAAAUGGAAAUCAGGCCGUCCACAUUCUUAUCCACGAUGAAGAUACAUCAAUUUAAAUCUCUGGUAUCUGGAGUUACAGAGUUUUUUUUUUUGUUUGUUUAAUGUUUGUGUGGGGGCUGCCUGCUGGGGUCCAUAUACAUUUUAAUUUGGUUUUAAAAACAUACAGAACACAAAAUGACACUUCAUUAAAAUCCUGCCAGGUGUUACUCCUCCUGCCAAGUACUUUCAUCUGUGAGCUAAAUUAUUAUUGUUUUCAAAAGAGUUGCACAGAUUUGAAAAACAUAACAAUGUCAGAAUUUUGUUUUCCUGGUUUAAAGUACUACUGUUGUGUCUGGUAUAUAAAUGAUUUGAGGUUAAUUAUUUUAAGUGUUUUUAGUUGUCCAAUGAUUGUGUUAGCAGGUGUAGGAUUUAAGAGGGAGACGACUGGAACCAGCCUUCCCACAAAAUUCAGCGCAUUGACAAAUGUAAAGGUGUAUAUAGGCACGGCAUACUGCUAUAUAUAUUAAAAUACAUUUAGACCAUCUAAAGUGGGUUCUAGUUUAAUUAGAAUUUGAAUAAUCAAGCACAGUACAGUAUGAAUUUUAGAGCUAAGGAUGGGACUCCUGAAUUUUAAAGGAUAUGUAAGUGCUAGAAUAGUGCUGAAAAAUCUGUAUUCAAUGAGAGUGAAACCCUUAUUUUAACAGAAACUCUAGCAUGCAGGCAGAUAGUUAUAACAAAGGUUAUAAUCUAUUAAACAAAACUAAAUCCAAACAGAGUCCAAACCCCCGGACUUCGUGCUGUGUUGCAGCUAAACUGUCUAUCUGUCCUGUGUUUUUAAUUUUAAAUCUGUCAUUUAAUGUAAACUGCUUUGGACCGUGGGAAGAAACCCGUAACCCCAGAGUAAACCCACAUAGACACAGGGAGAAAAUGUAAACUCUACACAAAAAAAUCAAGUUUGAAACAAGAGCCUUCUAUGCAGUAACAGCGGUAACCACUGUCUUUAUUCAGAAACAUCUGUGCAGCAGCUUAACUGCUGGAAACUCUUGAGCCACUUCUUCCAGCAUUUGACUUCAACGAAGUGUGUGUUUCUAGAGGCAGGUGAAGCUGCCAGAUUUGUGGCAGGUGGUCUGUCAUCUGUCCCAGCAGUGUUGGAGUCAUGUAAGGCAGCUGUGGUUAGGGGUUGAUUAUCGGUGCCAGAAGUGGUUUCUUCAUCAGCUGAAAACUAGUAAUGGACGAUCCAUUCCAUUCGCGAAGUCGUCACUUCGCUGGAUGUUACAGUGGGUUUGAAGUCAUCUGAUGGCUGCUCCAGUCUUUCAUGGCCAAACAGGCGGAUGUCACAAUAGGGUUGUUAGUGCCACUGCGAAAGUGCUUCAUUGUGACAAAACGGUGCCCUAAAGUAUCUCUGGGGUGAUUCUUUCUUCAGGAUCCACUUGCAGCAUCUGUUUGAUGAGGCUUAAAAAGGCUUGUGUGUUAUGAUCAACACAAUUCUCCACUUCUGGGUGGGUCUUCGCCAUGUCAUUGAGACUGGUAAAGAGGUUGAAAAUACCCGUAGAGCAAUGGGUGUUGCGGCUGUUGUGUCGUGUUCAUCUCAUGUCUUCAGACUAUACGACGACUUUCAAAGGUGAAAUAUUUUUUUCAUUUUUCCACGCUUCAGAAGGUGAUCAUCAGGCUGAACCUGCAUCUGCACGAUGGCUCUCAUGACCUCAAAUUCAGAUUCUGUUGGAUACAGGUGCUGUCCCAGGUGCAUGAAAGUGAAACCAAGCCCCCCCACAUAUCGUUCAUUGGGAGGCCCAAGAUGGCCUGUGGGGCCCUGUAACCAAUGACCAGACAGUUGGUGCCACGCUGCAAUCUGGAAACGAGUGGCUGAACUAAAAUCAAUCAGUUUCACCUUGAAGGGCAUCAGCUGAUGAUUUACAAGCAUUAAAUUGUCUGGCUUGAUGUCUGAAUGUGCCAGACCAAUGCUCUUGAGCACAUUCAGAGCCACUAGCAGCUGCUGUGUGAUUUCUCUGAUCUCAAACAAACACAAUGGCCUGAAUUGCCUCAGCUUCAUGAAGUCGGACAGACUUGAACCAGCAGUUGAAAUUCCAGACAAAUGUGACCUCUAUGUUUAAAAUGCCUGUUUAACCUGAUCAGGUUGGUCUUGUCUUGGUCAAGCUCAUCGAGUUUUUUAAGCAUGGCCAGCUCAUGUCUACCAUACCGGAAUAUGUUGGUCUUAAUGACCACCUUCUCCUCGUCCAGGUGCAGUUUUCGGCACUGGGCCGCUUUCCCAAAACGUCCCUCUCCCAGCUUCUCUAUCAUGUAGCCACAUGAGUGUCAAACAUAGUCAUUUUUUCUUAUCUGAAAAUCUCUAUUUCGCUGGUUCUCUUCCUCUAGGUGUUUAGCUAUUGCUGAUCCCAUAUCUGAGGGUUAAAUAUAUCCACUGAAAUCAAGUGCAAUAUCUAUUCAGCUGUCUUAAUGAACUCAUUCACAAGAAGCUUUUUUUUGACAUUCUGUGUUUAAGUUAUGUGGGGAAGUGAUGUCACAUUUUGAAUCUCAGCGUUCCUUUGUCACAUCUGAUAUAAAAGAGAGCAAUAAAUUCAGGACGUCA
Messenger RNA from Micropterus salmoides (largemouth bass), 9699 nucleotides. RefSeq names its product focal adhesion kinase 1-like. NCBI's taxonomy places the organism in Eukaryota, Metazoa, Chordata, Actinopteri, Centrarchiformes, Centrarchidae. Gene Ontology annotation, cellular component: focal adhesion; cytoskeleton. The transcript has 36 exons. The coding region runs from base 726 to 5045 and encodes 1439 amino acids. The record is from RefSeq and is a predicted model, not a curated record. Gene Ontology annotation, molecular function: protein tyrosine kinase activity; ATP binding. Gene Ontology annotation, biological process: protein phosphorylation; signal complex assembly.